CCCUUCCCCAGUUCCCCUCCCACCACCAAAGAUAUCAUUUUCUAUGGAUUCUGGUAUGAUGAUGAUAUUCUCCCUCUUUCUCUUAACAUUCAAACAAGCAGCAAGAGCCAAACACUUUUGACUCUUUCCCAUUGUUCUAUGCAGUCCAACAACAUAGAUAGAUGUAACUUGCUACUCUUCAGUCUUCACCUAACAAUCCCAUUCUUCAAGGAUAAUGGUCUUUCUUUCUUCUUGAUAUCUGAUAAACCUGUUUUUUGGCUUAGUGUGAAAAGAGUAUCUGUCUCUUGCUUAUAUCUCAACUUUAAACUUCAUUUUAUCGAUCAGGAAAAAAAGAACUUCAUUUUAUCGAUCAGGAAAAAAAGAACUCCAUUUUUCUCUAGAGAGUUCAAAAAGAGAUACACUUUUUCCUCCAUUAAGAAAUUUAAGAUCCCCAUAAAAAAGAAGAGAACAAAAGAAAGACUCCAUUACUAUCUAUCUGUCUAUCAUCUUCUAUCUUUCAUUUCUCUAUUUCAAACAAUGGGGUUUAUUCAGGUUGCACUUUGUUACUUAGUAUUGCUAAGAAUAGGCAUAAUAGCAGCUAAAGAAUAUGAAUGGAGGUCCGCCAGUGCUACAUACAUCAAAGACUCAGAAGGGUCUAUCACUACAAAAGGUGCUUGUGGUUAUGGAAACCUUCACAUGAAAACAUAUGGGAAGUACAGUGCUGGACUGAGCGGUAUGUUAUUCAGCAGAGGGCGUACCUGUGGGGGUUGCUUUGAGAUUAGAUGUGUUGAUCACAUCCAUUGGUGCUUGCUUGGGAGUCCAUCAGUUACGGUCACCAUCACAGAUUUCUGCGCACCCAACUAUGGACUUCCAGAUGAAUAUGGUGGUUGGUGCAAUUUCCCAAGAGAGCACUUUGAAAUGUCUGAAACGGCUUUUGCUGGAAUGGCUGAUAAAAGAGCUGAUGUGGUGCCAGUUCAGUUUAGAAGGGUGAACUGUGAAAGAGAUGGGGGAGUGCGAUUUACACUGGGUGGAAGUUCUUACUUCCAUCAAGUCUUGAUCACCAAUGUAGGGUUGGAUGGGGAAAUUGUAGCCGUGAAAGUGAAAGGAUCAAAGACAGGGUGGAUACCCAUGGGGAGAAACUGGGGGCAAAACUGGCAGUGCAAUGUUAUCCUUCUAGGGCAGCCUCUGUCUUUCGAAGUAACAAGCAGUAGCGGGAAAACAGUCACAUCCUAUAAUGUUGCUCCACCAACUUGGCGCUUUGGUCAGACAUAUGAAGGGAAACAGUUCUAGAAGAUAUAAUGUUUAGAUAGGAUACCGACUUAGAUUUUUGAUCUGCCAAUUUCUAGUUUGUCAGGAAAAGAUAAGGAACUCAUGCUAUAUGUAUGAAUCAAGGAGAGUACUUUGAAAGGUUGGUUCCCGAUCACAAUUACAAGUUCAUGUAUAUGGGUUAUAAACACUGUAUUAUCUAUGUUCUCGGAUUAUUAUUAAGCCACUCAAGAGAGGGACUGGCACUCUUUCACUACCUGCACUGAACAAGGAAAGUGAACGAAAGCAACUCUAGGAAGAAUGUAAACGACAUGGAGAUAAAAAUGAUUCUAGCUUCCAGUAGUCUUUUAGGGAGCAAAUGCACUAGGUUGUACAAAGAGGUCCCAGGGUUUGAAUCCCAGCUGCAUUGGAAAUGGAGGAUUUUAAUUUUAAUGCUUAGUUACCUGGGCUUUGUAGGUAACAAGACAUAAAUAGUCUCUAGGGAAGCAAUUGAAAUAUUAUUAACUUGGUGGGAAAUGUAAUUGUCAAGAAAAAAGAAGCAUCUUACCUCUAUAUAUACGAAUUUUGCUA
This is a messenger RNA of Papaver somniferum (opium poppy), 1815 nucleotides long. RefSeq names its product expansin-A16-like. The record is from RefSeq and is a predicted model, not a curated record. Bases 139 to 1269 code for a protein of 376 amino acids. Gene Ontology annotation, biological process: plant-type cell wall organization. Gene Ontology annotation, cellular component: extracellular region. Lineage: Eukaryota; Viridiplantae; Streptophyta; Magnoliopsida; Ranunculales; Papaveraceae. The transcript is spliced from 3 exons.